AUGCAGGGGGCAGUGGAUUCGGUUCAAUCGAUGCACCAUGAGGACAAGAGGGGCCUGAUGUGCCGGAUCUUGGACUAUAUUUUCGCAGAGAUCAGUGGGAGGCUCAGGCCCACCCCCCGAGUCGGCCCUGGGCCAACUGGAGUAUACUUGGAGAUCUACAAGGAGCAGAUUACCGAUCUCCUCGAGCCUUCGGCCAGCAACCUGCAAAUCCGGGAGGACACCAAUCGUGGUGUGUACGUGGAACGUCUGUCGGAGCACUCCGCUUGGAGUUCCUCUGACGCGUUCCACGUGGUGUGGAAGGGACUACAUCAAAGACAUGUGGCCGCCACACAGAUGAACGAGCUGAGCUCCAGGUCGCAUGCGGUCUUCACCUUGAAGCUUGAAGCGUCCAGCACCACCGCGGGCGGCGUGACGUCGACCAAGGUCUCCAGGCCGACGCUCCGAGAGGAGGUCGGGUUCAGGAACGGAGCGGAAGCGGAGUCUUCCGAGAUGUAG
This is a messenger RNA of Durusdinium trenchii, 495 nucleotides long. NCBI's taxonomy places the organism in Eukaryota, Dinophyceae, Suessiales, Symbiodiniaceae. The record is from the annotation of a GenBank genome assembly.